CCCGUCUCCGUGCGAAUCGCAGAGAAACAGCAUGGCGCCGCCAAGUCGGGGCCGGACGCCGGCGCGGCGCGCCGUCCUGCUUCCGAGACACAAACUCUUGUCUUACACAAGCUCGUAGUACAACGCGUGUUGCUAUUUGCCUUUUUCAGUAUUUGAGAUAAAAAUAGCAUAAUUGAGUUUUAGCAUCCCAUAAUACACUGAAGCGAAGUUUAUUUAUGUAUUCUAUUUUGUUUUUCAUAUAAUUUUUUUUUCGAGAUCAUGAAGUACCGCGCGUUAAUUUUCUUGACCUUAAUUUUCUCAGUAAUUAGUAUAAAACAUAGAAAAAAUAACAAAACUGAAACAGUGAAAUCCAUAACAAUAAAUAAAACUGAACACAAGGAGGUAACAGAAUCGGUAGCUCCAAGGAAGAAAGGGCAAAAAGUACCAACACCACCACCUCCCACCACGACAGAAACACCUAUCCCGAUUAUACCGCCAGAGCUGGUACAACUAUGGGCACAAGAGAUAUCGGAAAUGCUGUUCCAGCAUGAGGACCGUGUCGUGCGGCGGAAGGAGUUACUGGAGAAGUUCUCAGAUAUCGGCAUAGAAGAGCGAAACGGAACGAUCAUCGUGCAAAACAUGGCAAAGAACUUAGAAGAGCUGUUGGUGAGGAGGACCAAGGCUGCGGAGAAGAUUGGCCGCCAUGCUGAAAUGCUAGCGAAUUCGUCCAAGCCGAGACCACGGGGAUAUACCUAUCUUAGAAGUAUUGGUUUAGAUGAAUUGAAGGCAAAAGAAUAUCCUCCGUCCAAAUAUGAAAUGAAGACUUGGUGUAGAAGCCUGUACAACGUGCCCCUGAAGAAGAGCCAGCAUUUCGACGGAGACAUUUCACUAGAGACCUCUAGUGUGUAUGUCGCAGUCGAAGUCUUCGAUUGUGUUCCUCCUGUGAAAGACCACUUAUAUUGGUCCGAAGCACUAAUAUCUACAUUCAAAGAAAAUUAUGCACAAGAUGCCACAAUGGACUUCCAGUAUUUUUGUAGCGCCAAGGGAUUCUUACGACAUUAUCCAGCGGCCUUAUGGAGUAGCAUGUACCAAUUGCAAAUGGACGAAGAAACAGAUGUAUAUGACUGCCGGCUUCGCCCGUGGUACGUGGCUGCCACCGGGGCUCCCCGGGACAUCCUCAUCCUCCUAGACGCUUCGGGGUCAAUGAACCACUCCUCCAACUCCAUCAUAGCUGAGGAAUUCACGCUGGCUUUCCUCAGCGCCCUCACUGAUGAUGACCAAGUGAAUGUGCUUCGUUUCAACGUCAUCGUAGAAUCGCCCAUCAGCUGUUUCAACGAAAAACUUGUGCCUGCAAACCACGUGAACUCAGCCGCCAUGAUGGCUGCCCUCAAAGAUACACAGCUGAUUAAUGAGACUAACUUGCAUAUGGUUCUGACGUACGCCGUGCAAAUGCUGCAAAAACAAAGUAAAGACCCCGAUCACCCGCAAGCUUGCCAACAGGCAAUAGUGCUCGUUGCCGAUUGCAUCGACAGGAACUUCACUGAACUUAUGAAGGAAUUGGAUCCUAAAGGCCAUAUUAGAUUGUUCGUCCUAUGGCUGCACGAUAUUUACGGCCUGCGUGACAACACUCUCGCGUUUGCCGAUCAACUGAGCUGCGACCGAGACGGCUACUUCGCAGAGCUCACCACUCCCAACGACGUCACCGAGCAGGUCAUCCAGAUUCUCAGAGUGCUAGAGCGGCCUCUUGUGGCUCAGCGGAAGGAGAGGAUCAAAGUUUACAGCGAUGUCUACGCUCACGUCGAGGAUCCCCGAAGAGCAGAAGUGUACUGGCAGCAAAAGGAGAAUGCAGAACAAGUGUACAGGUACAAAGAGCUGCGCAAACACAAGGACGUGUUACUAAACAAGUCUCGUCUGAUGGAAGACUACAUGCACCAGCAGACUUUGGACACAGAUGGACAUUAUUAUGAAGGCGAAGAAAUAGAUUACCGCUUCCAAAUAACUGUCUCCGUACCAGUUUUUGACUUCACUACGACAGAAAAUAUUACAAAAAGGCUGUAUGAGAAUAAGAAGAAAUUAUCUACUAGAAUGUACCCAGUAAACCGUCUUUUAGGGGUUGCCGGGGUGGAUAUUCCCAUACAUCAUCUGAGAUUGAUACUCCCUUAUCAUCAGCUUGGAGGAGGCGGGGACCUGUUCCUACUCGACCAUCGAGGAAACGUCGUACUUCAUGACAAUUUGAAGCCUGUUGUUGAUGGCGACAUCCUGAAGCCCGGCUAUCGUACUGUGGACUUUUCCGAAAUUGAGCAGGCUGGCGUCGUUCACCCUCCCAGGAGGUACCCUCCCGACUGGCGAGAGCUUCGCAAAUCGUUGGUGAUAGAUCAACCCAAUGGGAGCAGGAGCAUUUUGGCCAAGAAUAUUUUUGACGGGGGGAUGCGAGCGAGGGUGGAACAGAGAGAGUACCACUGGCAGAGGGUUCUAGAACAUUAUACUGCAGUGGUGGUACUACCAGCAAAUUAUAAUAAAAGGCGCGCCGUGCCCGCCGGAGCCUUCACACAGAAAUUGGCGGGAGAAGCUCUUAACACCCUUUCUAGGAGCGAGUUUUCUAUUAACCCUGAAUGGCUGUACUGCCGUCAUGUGGAGCCGAGAUUUUCAACUCGGGAAGACGAAGUGAGACACUUCGUCAGGCGCCGCAGCCAGGAACCCAACUUCGCUAUGAAGAAAACUGACUACUUCUUCUCCUCCAUUGGCCCUGGGCUGUUCGAUGAACCUUACCAAUGUAAUGAAGAGCUGAUGGCGCGACUGUGCAAGGAAGCGAUCGUUACUGCGACAUGGGCGGACGAACACGAGGACCCUGAUAGUGGGAGGGACUGCUCCAACUGCGAACUGGGCUCGGUCACCGCUUUCUUUGCUGGCGAGAGCGGUCUGACCCGGUGGCAGCAGUACCACGCAACCACUUCUCACUUCGAGCCGCCGGACGGAUCGGUCUGGUCCGGAGGUCCGACCGAGAGUUGGUACAGGCGCGCGGUGGCCUUCCCGGACACGCUGGUGGUUCACGCUCCUGUCACACCGUUUCGGAAGAUGAGGAAUUCCGACGUACGAGUUAGACCAGUAGGAGAGCGAUCAGAAUGGCUGACGGCCGCGCGGACUUUGGGCACUGCAGCCAAAGGAACCGUGGGAGUCGCCGGCUUCCACUUCCACCCACGACACAUGGAGGACGUCCUGCGAGUCACUACCAAUUUCCCUUGCACUAGUACAAACAAGGACAAAUGUGAAGUACAAUGUGACGGUAUCAUCUGGGACUGCGUGGUGAUCGACGAGGGGGCCUGGAUUGUGGCCGGAGACCCGGACUACGAGCGCAAGAGCACGGAGUAUCCUGUUCGCCGACAUCUGGCGGCCGUCUACCCCGCCGCUAUGGACGCCCUCAUCAGAGCUGAAGUCUAUAAACUUAAUUGGAUACAUGAUUAUCAGGCUGUCUGCUUCCCCAGUAAAGAUUCCGCUGUGAUGGGUGUUGUUUCAACUUUGCUGAAAACAUUUUGGUGCUCUGUAUUCAUUGUAUUUCAUCUAUCGGGGGAAAUUGGGACGUUAUUAACAUUACUUGGAACUGGAUUAAUACCCUCCAGAGUUGACGGGUUAACAGAGGUGGAGAAGAAGAAGCGGAGAAACCGUCUGUUUCGAGACAACGAGUUGGAGAAGUUUGAGAGUCUGUACGACAAGAUGGUGCUGGUGAAUCGCACCCGUAUCGCUGCCUGCGAUCGCUCACGCCCUAUGUAUCAGCUACAAAACACGAAAAAAGCGAAGGAGGCGUUGAAACAACCGAUGUCUGCGUGCAAAUGGCCGCUGGUAGCCGCGGCAGUGCCCGGCACCAACCUGCUGCUGCUGGCCGUGUACCAGCUGUGCGAGUACAGCGGCCCGCACGUCGUGCCCGACCCCCUCUCCAACGAGAAGCUGAAUCUAAAGAAAAUAAGCCUGCCCGCGGACAUCGAGUGGGCCGCCAUGAACGACGAGAGCUGGCUGGCGUGCUGGCGCACCCUGGAGCCGCUGCCGGGCCGCGCGCCGCGCCCGCGCUGCUUCCCGCACCGCCGCGCGCAGGAGGAGGGUUACAGGCAAUGCGGACCGUGGCAGCCGGAUGCCGUUCAGCCUGAGGAAGACGAAGAAGAAGAAAUCGUACAAGAUGAGUAUGACGACGAAGAAGAAGGAAAAUCCUCUUUUUGGUCCUUCAUUCCGGCUUUGAACAGCGCUGGCCCACUUUAUUCAGACUAUUUAUUGCUUCCUCUUGUCUUAGUUUAUAUUCAUUGGAAAUUGACAAACGUUUUCUUCUACUAAUCAUAUAAAUACUAAAAUACUUAUGCCACAGGAUAUACAAUACUUAAGACUAAUUCCAAAAUGAAAUGUCAUCAAAGUUAUGAAUCAAAAAUAUACAAAAAUUAAGGAAAUCAAAGUC
Messenger RNA from Plodia interpunctella (Indianmeal moth), 4417 nucleotides. RefSeq names its product voltage-dependent calcium channel subunit alpha-2/delta-3-like. The coding region runs from base 259 to 4299 and encodes 1346 amino acids. Gene Ontology annotation, cellular component: voltage-gated calcium channel complex. The record is from RefSeq and is a predicted model, not a curated record. Gene Ontology annotation, molecular function: voltage-gated calcium channel activity. NCBI's taxonomy places the organism in Eukaryota, Metazoa, Arthropoda, Insecta, Lepidoptera, Pyralidae. The transcript is spliced from 26 exons.